CGUAGGGCGUGCGUCUGACUCUUCCUCGCCAUGUCUUCUCACAAGACUUUCAGGAUCAAGCGUUUCCUGGCCAAGAAACAAAAGCAGAAUCGGCCCAUUCCCCAAUGGAUUCGGAUGAAAACUGGUAAUAAAAUCAGGUACAACUCCAAGAGGAGACAUUGGAGAAGAACCAAGCUGGGUCUAUAAGGAAUCGCACAUGAGAUGGCACCACAUGUUUUUGCUGUGUCAGGGUUGCUUGGAUCUUAACCGUGGCACUGAAAAGAUCGCUACUAUCUGAACAGUUGGUUGUGUUUUAUUGGGAAGUUAUAGGGAAAAUUAGUUUUGUCUUUAAUAUGUUUCUGCACUAGUAGGUUGGUUCAGUAAUAAAUAUGUGAGGCCUUCUAAACUGUUGUAUUCUGGUUUGUGAAGUAUUCAAUAACACAAGUGUUCUCUGGCUAUCAAGUACUUAAGUAUGGCUAGUAUAAGGAACUGAUACUUAAGUUUUUAUUUUAUUGUAAUUAGUUCCAUGUGGCUAGUGGCUCUUGGACCUUCUGUUAUGGG
Messenger RNA from Rhinolophus ferrumequinum (greater horseshoe bat), 540 nucleotides. RefSeq names its product 60S ribosomal protein L39. Gene Ontology annotation, cellular component: cytosolic large ribosomal subunit; ribosome. The record is from RefSeq and is a predicted model, not a curated record. Gene Ontology annotation, biological process: translation. The transcript has a single exon. NCBI's taxonomy places the organism in Eukaryota, Metazoa, Chordata, Mammalia, Chiroptera, Rhinolophidae. Gene Ontology annotation, molecular function: structural constituent of ribosome. The coding region runs from base 31 to 186 and encodes 51 amino acids.